GACUGCUUCGAUUUAUGUUCUUUGUUUUUGUUUUGUUUUCACAAUCAGGUCCAGAAUUGUUUGACCAGAAUAAGAAAUCUUCAGAUGAAGUGUCUCCGACUCCUCCAGUGUUAGAACUGUCUACAGAUGCUUUGAAUACUAACACCUCAUGCAAAUAUGACAACAUCACCUGCAAAGAUCUGAUCCAAUCAGGACCUCCUGUUGUCUACCAGCUGAUACCGAAGAAAGAGAAUAUUGGAACAAUACAAAGAAUGACUCUAGGUAAAAAAGAUCCAAACAAAACACACAGAACCAUCUUGCUUGUCGGUGAAACAGGAACAGGGAAAUCUACCAUGAUCAAUGCCCUGAUAAACUACGACAUGGGGGUGAAGUGGGAGGAUGAUGUCUGGUUUGAAAUCAUAGAAAAGGACAGAAAGAGAAGAAAGAGUGAAGGUCAGACAUCAGAUGUGAUUGUCUACCAGAUCUUUGGUUUUGAAGAUAAAACUCUGCCGUACUCUCUGACCAUCAUUGAUACUCCUGGAUACGGAGACAUCAGAGGGACUGAACAUGACGACACCAUCACUCAUGGAUUAUUAGACUUGCUCCGCUCAGAGGACGGAGUUCAUGAGAUUAAUGCAGUUGGUCUGGUGCUGAAAGCGAGUGAGAAUCGCCUGAGUGACCGCUUGAGGUACAUCUUUGAUUCAGUGUUUUCUCUGUUUGGAAAAGACAUGGAGAAGAACAUUGUUGUUCUCAUUACACACUCAUAUGGAAGAAUACCUGAAAAUGUUUUAUUAGCUCUUGAGGCUGCAAACAUUGAAUGUGCGAGAGAUGAAAGGAAUCAUCCCGUUCACUUCCUGUUUGAGAACUGCCAGUACAAAGACAGAACAAAGGAAGCCAAGGUUGCAUGGGAAAUAACAAUGACAGGAAUGAGUGAAUUUGCAGACUUUCUGGAAAAGUCUGAGCCUCAAAAUGUGGAGAAAACAACUGCUGUGUUAAAGGCACGGAUUGAACUAACAACCUGCGUUCAAAAACUGCAAGACAGAAUAGAGUCAGCAGAACUUAAACGAAAAGAGAUCCAGGAAGGUCUGAAGAAAGCAGAACAAGAGAUGAAGAGCAAUGAAAAGUUCACUGUGGAAGGCGAAGAUGUCUGUGCAGAAAUAUUAAAAAACAGGGGUUGGUUAUGGCUUGAAGGAGCUACCUGUUGUAAUCACUGUAAAGAAACCUGUCACUAUCCAUGCACAGAGGCCUGGUAUCCCAAAGGAUGUACUGUCAUGAGAGAUGGCUCUUGCACUGUAUGUGCCGGGAAGUGUUCAGAAUCUAAUCAUACGAUAGAAAAGUGGAGAUAUGUGACCAAGAAAAGAAAAGUUCAAAACACAGAUAAAGAUAAAAAAGAGAAGUAUGACAAGGAAAAAGCAGCUCAUGAGAGUCUUCAGAAAGAUCUUCUGAAGCAUAUGGGAGAGCUUGAGAAAGACAAAGAUCAGUGGUUAGAAGAGUCCUUCAAGCAUGUUCUCGACCUGGAGAAGACCGCUCUGAAUGUUGAUUCACUGUCCACUCAUGUCCACUUGGACUUCUUGAUUGAGAGGAUGAAGGAGAAAGGAGACACAGAGAAGGUCCAGAAACUGGAGGUGAUGAAAAGUCGAAUGGAUAAAGGAACCAGAGCAGGACUGCGAUACAAACUGACUGCGGCUGGUAAAGCAGUUAGAAAGACAAAUGAGGUGAUAGACAUGAUGUGAGUGGACAUGUGUGUAAAUAGGGCUGUACCUGCCUCAGAACUGUACAGUCCGUGACACCUAUUGAGUAGCACUGUGAGAUGUGUAGCUCAAAAACCUCAUUUUUUUAUUUGAUACUGGAGUCAGUGAAAUCCCUCAUUUCAGCCUCUGCCACUUUCCUCCGAUUGGCAAGCUCUGUGGAAGCUUCCUGGGUGGGCGUGUCCUACAGCUUUGCUCUGAUAUGUCGGCAGGUUCUGGCCAAGUCUCGCCAAGUUCUUGUAAUGUCUCGUUCAAGGCAACAGGCAAAAAAUAUUGCCGGUUUAGUAUGGACAUCCAACAUCGUAACAUUAUUUCUAUCCAGUCUUGAUCGCCCUCAUUGUCCUCACCUGUGUCUUGUUAGUCUCACCUGUGUCUUGUUAGUCUCACCUGUGUCUUGUUAGUCUCACCUGUGUCUUGUUAGUCUCACCUGUGUGUGUUUACCCCUUUGUCUAUUUAGUCUCUGUGUUGUUUCCCUCUUGUUGUCAGAUCAUUGUCAAAACCCGAUCGAUGUCAUACCGUCUCUGUGUUUCCUAGUGAUUUUCCCUGCGUUUGGACUUUUUAGUUUUUGAAGAGAGUAAGUUAUGUUUUGCCUUCUGCGUUUUCGUUAUAAUAAAUUUUAGUUUGAUCUGCAUUUGUGACCAGUUCAUAUGUUUUCAACGUUCAUGACAGUAAUGCAACCAAAAAACGAUUAGACAACUUGGAGUCUUCUUCACUGAAGGUUCAAGAUUAAGAUCAUCUGUUAGAUGCCAGUCCUCAUUCUUGCUACACAGUGGGUGAUGUUUAUGUCUUAUUUGUUUAUGUUCUCAGUUGAAGUUGACAAAUGUGAAAGAGUUAUGCAAAACUGUCAAAAUAAAUGUAAACUGUUUCUGUUUAAUAAGAUAACAUAUACCACUAAAAGCAUUGAAUGUUUCCUCUCAUAAUAAUCAUUUUACUGUUUGGUCUCUUGUUUGUAUUGAGUUCAUAAUGUCUGUAUUUGUAUAGCUUCACUGUUUCUGUAUUUCUUUAAGUCUAAUGCCUUUUUUUUUUAUUCUAAAAGCUGAGCCAGGGGCCGGGGUUGCAAUUAUUCACGGAAGAAACUUGUAUGUGUGGCAUCUACUUUGUAUGUUAUAUAUAUGAAUGCUCACUGCAUGUGUCCCUGUUAAAUAAACAGAUAAUAAAUAAACACACAAGAAAACCAAAAUGUUGUAACCCCAUGAAAAAUGUUCUCAAAACAGAGCCCAGUCUUAUCAGUGAUACAAGUCAAUAACGACCAACCAACCUCCAAACUAUCCUUUAAGGUAAACGUUUUGGAAUCACUGGA
Labrus mixtus (cuckoo wrasse) is the source of this 3027-nucleotide messenger RNA. RefSeq lists its product as uncharacterized. The transcript is spliced from 2 exons. Lineage: Eukaryota; Metazoa; Chordata; Actinopteri; Labriformes; Labridae. The record is from RefSeq and is a predicted model, not a curated record. Gene Ontology annotation, molecular function: GTP binding. Bases 15 to 1712 code for a protein of 565 amino acids.